AUGUACGACUCUCUGAAGCGCGAUCGCGCGCUUAUGAUCGUCACCACCGCCAUUUCGACCUUGACCCUGAUAACGGUCAUUCUUGUCAUUCCACUGGCUUUGCUUCAUGUUCAAAAGCGAAAUACUCAAUUACUGGAGAAUAUAGAGUAUUGUCAAGUAAGUGGACCAAAUAAUUGGUGAGCGGAAUAUAAAGAAUAGAUCGGCAAUUUUGGCAAAAAAAACCCGUAAAAAAUCUUUUUGCCGGCGAAGAAAUGGGGAAUUUUUUAGGCGAGAGAGUACGUUUUGCGCGUCUUUUCUCUAACUUUUCUAUGAAAUCAAAACAAGGCAUAAACCCUAUAGCGAAGAGUAUAUUCUGGUCACCGGGCUUCAUAGUUCGAGUAAGAUGCACGGCUUGCAUCAUGAAUUUUACUCGUAGCCGUGCGACGAGAUUUUCGUGCGACGGCGCACUAUGCAGACCUGUCAAGACUUUUUGGCCCACCUAUCAGUCUUUCGGGAAGACAAUGAACCCUCUGUCGCAUCGCAAAUCGCAAUUGCUGCCGAGAAAAAGAAUUGUGUCGCGACAAAAUCAAAUCGCUUUUCACUUCAGCGACACGAUUGGCGCAGCCGCAUUGUCCUCAUUAUUUUUCCGACAGGCUUACAGUAAAUACGAUAUUUUUUGAUCGAACAAUGUUUUGGUUUAUCUUGUAUCCAUUUUCAGACGGAAGCCAAGUCUUUAUGGACUGAAUUGCCGAGGUUCUCCAGAAACCGGCCAAAAAGAGCCGAGAAAUGGGUGGGCUCUUCAUGUAAGUUCUCCAUGUUGCCCAUCAACUACGCCUUCUGCAUUCCGCAUCACUAUAAAUCGUAUCUUUAUUUAGGCUGCACUUGCCAACAAGGGCCUCGCGGACCUGUUGGUCGCUCAGGAAAGCCGGGAAAAGACGGCAAACCUGGUGAAUGCGGGCCACCCGGACGCAACGGUCGGCCUGGAAUCUAUCUCUCCGCCGAAUUAAUUGCACAAGAACCCUGUCAAAAAGUGAGUCAUGUUUUAUAGAAUAAAAUAAGUCGACAUAAUAAUCAGUCUCUUAUUCCGCAUUUUUCAGUGCCCUCCGGCGAUGGUUGGACCUCCAGGAUAUCCGGGGCUGAAAGGAGAACGAGGACCGGCUGGGUAGGUUUAUACAGUCUAUACAUCCUUAGUGUAAAAAAAGGAUAGCAGCCUGUCGGGAAAAUAAUGAGCACAAUAUCACAUCGCUUCGCUGAAACCUAAAAGCAAUUUGAUUUUUCUGUGACACAAUUCAUUUUCUCGGCGGCGAUGCGGUUUUCGACCCGAAUUCAUGCUCAUUAUUUUCCCAACAGACUGAUAUCGUAACCCAAAUUUCUCAUCACUAAAAAAUAUCGUUUUUUAUUUCUCCCAUACAAGGUCAUAUCGUAUGCUCACGUAUGGGAGAUUAUGGCGUAUUUUACAACUAACACGACCAGUAAAAAUGAAGUCAAGAAAUGACUAACAUAAUUUUCAGCCAUCCAGGCCAGCCAGGAAUCCCGGGAAAUCCGGGCCCUCGUGGCCAGCCCGGCCCUGUCGGCCCAGCCGGCACUCCAGGCGCUCCCGGCUUCACCGGGCCCCAAGGUGAUCCGGGACGGGUGAUCAUCGGCUCUCCACAAGGCCCGCCCGGUCCACCCGGGCAAAUGGGACCCCGUGGUCGAGUCGGAAAACCGGGCGUGGAUGGAGCACCCGGCGACAAAGGUCCACGCGGCUCGGUUGGCGAGAUCGGCGAGCGUGGCAGUAAUGGAUUGCCGGGAAAGCAGGGCCCACGAGGAGCUCCGGGAAUCCCCGGAGUCAAGGGAUCGUGUGAACACUGCCCGAGGGAGGAGAGAGAUGAGGUAGUUACUGGUGUUGAGAUAACAAAAGAUAACGCUAAUGGCUAUGUCACUGGACCAUUGCUCGCUACGACCACUACAGAGGCUACAACGACCACUAGGGCAAGUCAUGUGCCAAUCAAGGUCUACGGAACGAAGACGUUCAGUAAGCAGUUCUAUAUGAGAAGACGGGGAAGAGAACGAGCCUGA
This is a messenger RNA of Bursaphelenchus xylophilus (pine wood nematode), 2037 nucleotides long. The record is from the annotation of a GenBank genome assembly. Lineage: Eukaryota; Metazoa; Nematoda; Chromadorea; Rhabditida; Aphelenchoididae.